AUGCUUCCACGUCCAACUAGUAUGCUCCUUGAUGGUGAUGAGGGAACCGAAUCGGAAUUCGCCUUGGUCGAUCUUGAUGCCUUCUUUCUUGCAUUCGACGUUUUUGCAGCCUGCGCGCCCUGUGCUGGCGAUUUCUACCCACGUGAUCCCCGAAUACCACCCGCAACUCAACAUAAAUUCAAGAUCCCCCUUCCCGAAGAUGACCUACGACAGCAUAUGGAAGCCUGGCUCACAGCCCUGGAGCCAUUUCUACCAACUGAAUUGCGUCGCGCUGCGUCAGAAAAAGAUACGAAGCGGCCUCUUGCGCAGGCUAUCGACUAUGCCAGACUUAUAACCGAAGCCCAGUCUUCCUCGCAGGAUAUACUGAGCCAUAUGGGCACGGUCGAGGGACGGUGGAAUGUUGUAAUAUGGUUGAUUAAAUGCCUGGUGGAGGAAGGUUCUGGCUUGAAGAGAUUGCGCGGCGACCCGGAGACCUCUGACCGUGCAGCCUGGAAGGAUACUUCGUUGUCACUGAAGGAAUUGACACAAUUUCCAAUCUAUGCUGAGAGGAUACGAAAACCACAAAGGCUCAAUCAAAGCCUAAAGGAGCUCACUUCCGCCCCCGAAACAAUUCAAUACCUAUCAAACAUCAUGACGGCGGCGCUCGGCCAGGUUUGGCGCAGUCUAGGAUCUAUGAUACUUGUGGCGGCAGAGGAACCAGUACCGAACGCAUCUACAGUUAUGUCUCAUGUGUUAGAGAUUAUAGCCUAUCUCCACCACGUCGAGAUGAUUCCUCAGGCUAUAUACCGAUACGCGCCGGCUCGCGACCCUUUCACCCUACAACAGCCCCCGACUCUACACCUGCUGUCCUCGAGAAUCCUUACAUCGCUUUCUGACGCAACGUGGAGAGCCCACGAGGCGUCAUUACAACCUGGCAAAACACCAGUCAAUUCUCAGUAUUUCAUGGGACACGAAAUACCUGGAUCCCGGAUUAAAAUAACGGUGCCUCAGGUAGGUCCAGAAAUAUGGGUGGAGCUUGUUCUUUGGUCAUGUCUUCAUGGUGGCUGGAUCACAGAUGGUGUGGCGAUAUUGGAGAAGCUCUCAUCUUAUAGCGACGACAAGCGUUGGUCUGUCAUCUGCUGGCGGGACAUCGUGGCAUCAUCGCAAUCCGCUGAAUCCCUCCAGGAACCCAAAAACUGGGAAAGAUUGGCGGCGGCAUUUGAGUACCCAAAUCGGUCGUAUGCAUCAGAUCGAGGAGAUCGACGCCUUGUACAACGAACUAUAAGUAGCGAAGUAAUUGCUGCUUUUGUGGACGGCUUGACAAACACUAUGCGAUUAGGGGUGGGUGCUCGAGGCAAUGCUCCAGAGGAUAUUUUGCGGCAUAUCAAGAAUCUCAAGCACCUCCUGGACCAAAACAAUUUGAGUCUCGGCACGUCUUCCUGGGACGGCAUAAUCCUCCGACUUCUAGAAUCACAUGGAAUUGUUCCAGACAAGCGACCCUAUGUCCUCUUAAAAAUACUCGACUUGAGCCAAGGUUUUGGGAAAGAAAUUUCGUCAGCCAAUGUCGCACUAGAGUCAUCGCUAGACCAACUUAGUCCCAACUACGUCUUUGAAGGAUCAGCAGCUCCUAUUGGGCUGCUCCACAGAACGCUACGAGCUUUCAUCGAGGCGGGACAAGCUGUUGGAGCCACGAUAACUCUCAACAAGCUGCAGGAAUACACGGACAACAACAAGAUGGGUUCCAUGAUAGGUUUUUUCCAAGCCUUGAAACGUCAGCCUUCCACACCCGAACACCCUUUUGGAAGCACUUUUGCCCCUGUCGACUUCCCUGGGUUCUAUCCUCAAAUACCUGUUCCUCUGCUGGCUGGUCUGCUUGACGUAUUAGCCAAGACGCACUUGUCUCGCAUCUGUGAAUGGCUCUUAUUCUCGGACGAUCUAGAUGGCCCAUUGAUCCCACCUCGGAUGUACCGAGAUCGGAGAAUCACUCCUUCGAUUAUUCGGUAUGGGACUAUUUCCAAAAAUAAGGAGUUGCUUUUGAAGGUAGUAGAAGCAGUUGCUGUUCCCGUACCAGGAAAGCAAGGUGGUCUUGCCCGCCUUCCAGCAGAAGUUUUGUCGGCAUUUCUUAACAGCCAAAUCGAAGGCCGCCAGUGGGCAUCCGUCACUUCUAUCUGCCAGUAUGCCGCCAGCAGCCCUGGGUAUCGCCCUAGAGCUGAGACGCUCGCAGUGUUUGCCAGCAAAAUGCUCUGGGAUUCAGUGUAUGCUUCAGACGCAACGGAACUAGAGACCGAUAACACCGUCAAGACCCAUUUCGCGAACCUCCUACACUUGUGGCGUCAGAAAAUCAAGGACCACUUAGAUGCUGAGCUCAACACCAUUCUUGGCAUUAUUUCUACUGUACAUCCUGACUACUCCGAGUUCUGCGAGAGCUUCUGGACAGCCGUUGGCCGACAGCCUACCGUUAUUGGUACUUCGGAGUUCAACAAAAUCUUAGAAGGCGUAGCUAUAGGUUACGGUUCUAUUGAAGCGAAGCGUAUCGUGGAUCUCUGGUGCAACGUUCCCCCUGGUCCCGCAUACUGGCCCUUUCGCUCGCCUGGAGGCUUGCCGAAGAUGUCGAAGUUCAGGCCGCCGAAGAGUAUCGAGUACCACAACAGACCGCGGGAUAUUGAGAUGGAUAGAUCAGCCAGUUUCCGAGGGCUCAGUUUCCGAGGGCUUGUGACUCCCAAUAUCCACACGUACCGGAUUCUGCUGCGGAGAGCUCGGCAUGAGAAGAAGCGCAAACAGGGAAAGGGAACGGAGAUGUCGCCGAGCGAGCACAUGAAACUCAAGGAAAUGCUGGCGUCGGUGGCAUUCCAACGCACACGACAAUCCUUUGUGCGCCCAGCCGUCUCCAUUGCGCCCCUGUCCAAUGCGAAACAGCCACGGUUGCCCAAAGCAGAAGGCCGCAUACCCAGCAACCGACACGUCGAGUUAGGCGAGGCGGAGCGGAUUUGCUGGGCUGGGCGAGGUGGAGACCUGCGUGUGAGUGGGGAUUUUGGCGAUGCAGCGAGGCCUGACGCAUGCAAGCCAAAGCUGACAUGGUCCCAACCCAUGAAUCUACCAUAA
Messenger RNA from Mytilinidion resinicola, 3081 nucleotides. RefSeq lists its product as uncharacterized. The record is from RefSeq and is a predicted model, not a curated record. NCBI's taxonomy places the organism in Eukaryota, Fungi, Ascomycota, Dothideomycetes, Mytilinidiales, Mytilinidiaceae. The transcript is spliced from 3 exons. The coding region runs from base 1 to 3081 and encodes 1026 amino acids.